CAGUACCGGUAGACAGUUUGUGCAAAUGUGAUCAGCUUGCGUGAGCGAACAUUCUGCUCUUUACCUAUAUUAUCCAAACGCUGUAUCAAGAAGUCUCUCACAGUAAAAGCCAUGACAUACUCACGAGUCGGUGUAGUUACCGGCGCCAACAAGGGCAUCGGAUAUGCAGUUGUCCGACAGCUCGCGCUGCAAUACCCUAAUUCUCACCUGAACAAUGGUUCGCUGCUCAUCUAUCUGACUGCGCGCGACAAGUCUCGCGGCGAGGAGGCGCUCAGCAAGGUCCAGGGCGACGCGGAUCUCAAGCAGGCCAAGGCGCUGUCUACUCACGGUGGUGCGGCGGACAUCAAGUACCAUCAGCUCGACAUCUCAGAUUCAUCCAGCAUUUCGAAUCUCGCCUCGUUCCUGAAGAAGGAGCAUCCCGAUGGCGUUGACUUUAUCAUCAACAACGCUGGUAUUGCCAUGCAGGGAUUUGACUCAAACGUGGUGAAGAAUACCCUAGCGUGCAACUACUACGGCACACUUGAAGCGACACGCGCCUGGAUCCCGGUCAUGAAGCCAGACGGACGCAUCGUUAACGUCGCAUCAGUAUCAGGGUCCCUAAGCAAGUACUCGCCAGAAAUCAAGAAGCGCUUCCUCGACGCACAAUCAGUGUCGGACGUCACCAAGCUCAUGGAAGACUUCACCGCCGCGGUCGAGAAGGGCACGCACGAGAAGCAAGGUUGGCCCAGCGCGGCGUACGCGGUCUCUAAAGCCGGCGAAAUUGGCAUGACCAAGGCCAUCGCCAAGGAGUUGCAGGAUAAGGGGAGUAAGUUGCUCGUUAACUCGUGCCAUCCUGGGUACGUGGUCACGGACAUGACACGAGGCGGCGGCACGAAGACGCCUGAUGAGGGCGCGCAGACACCUGUGCAUCUGGCGAUUGCGGAUAUUGGUGGCAAGAGUGGAGAGUACUGGUCUGAUGAGAAGGUCGCUAGAUGGUGAACAGCUUGUCGGGACGUGUCUAAAGCUGGGCAAGAUCACGAGAACGGCGUGGGACUAGUUGACAAUGGCAAAAAUGAGACCUGGCCAGACUUUGUCGACGAGGCAAAAGACAAUGAGGUCCAUCCAGGAUUCGAACCUGGGCCUACGGAAGGUUCUGAGAAUCAGAAUCCGACGUCCUAACCAACUAGACUAAUAGACCGAAGGGAUUGGUGCCUGUUGAUGGGA
Molecule: messenger RNA, 1203 nt
Organism: Colletotrichum godetiae
Lineage: Eukaryota; Fungi; Ascomycota; Sordariomycetes; Glomerellales; Glomerellaceae
Product: carbonyl reductase
Exons: 3
Coding region: 112-978 (288 amino acids)
Molecular function (GO): oxidoreductase activity
Source: RefSeq, a predicted model, not a curated record